Paramecium sonneborni is the source of this 1524-nucleotide messenger RNA. NCBI's taxonomy places the organism in Eukaryota, Ciliophora, Oligohymenophorea, Peniculida, Parameciidae. The record is from the annotation of a GenBank genome assembly.
AUGAAAAAUCGUUAUGAGGAUUUAUAUGAAACGAAAAACUCAUUAUUAGGAUAGGGGGCUUUUGCUUAAGUCUUUUUAGGUGUUAAAAAGUCUAAUAAUUAAAAAGUUGCUGUGAAAAUUAGUAAUCGAAAUCUAGCUAUUUCUUAAUAAGAGAAAAUGAUUCUUGAAUAACUCUCAUAAAAUAGACAUUAAAAUGUAGUACAACUUUUGGAUAUAUUUGAUUAAACAGAAGCAUUAUUUAUAGUUCAAGAAUAUUGCUAAGGAGGUACCUUAUAUGAAAUGAUGAUAACUAAAACUUUUUCUGAAGAAUAAAUUGUUAACAUUGCUUUAUAAGUUGCUUAGGGCAUCGCUUUUUUACAUAGUAAAAACAUAGUUCAUAGAGACAUAAAACCAGAAAAUAUUCUUAGGUAAUUUGAUGAAUAAGGUAUGGAAGUCUACAAAAUUACUGAUUUUGGAUUAAGCAGUUUAAAAUUAGAUAGAAUGACUACUACUAAAGUUGGAACUGCCUAUUAUGUUGCUCCAGAAAUUCUAGAUAAAUAAUAAUAUGACAAAUCUGUUGAUAUUUGGGCCUUUGGCUUAAUUGUAGAUGAAUUACUUCAUAAAACCCCUUUUUAUAAUGGUAAAUCUGAAGAAGAAGUAUUUUUUAAAAUUAAAACUACCAAUUACAUUAUUAGAGAUUAAUAAUAUGCAUAAGCUACUAUUUUCGAUCAUAAAAAAAAUGUUAUUAAAACUUUACUAUUAAAUUCAGUCUAAAAAGACCCUAAAUUAAGAAAGGAUCUCAAAUGGAUUAUUUAAACUCUUACUGAAUACUAUCUCCAAAGUCCAAAUAGUUUUGAUAUAAAAUAAAAUAAUAACAAUUAUAGAUAUCUUUUUACAGAAAACUCACUUAUUUCGCAAUCAUCUCUAUGUGAAUAAACACAAAACUUUUAACUACCUACCUAUUCUAAUGACUCUUAAUCUUAAAUUGAAGACUGUCCUUUACAUCAUCAACCUAUUCGAUUCAGAAUGCCAGGGAUUAAUGAUAAUGCAGUCACUAAUGCAUGUAAAAAAUGUUUAUAAAUGUAUGGUGUUUUUGAACAAUAAGAAUUUCAAUCCUAUUUAUCUUAAACCAACUUUGAAUUAAGUUCCUUUACAGUAGAUUAAUAUUUUUCUUAAAAUGAAAUCAUCAUAGAGGCAUUAAGCUAUCUAAAUGAAUAUAAAUUAUUUUAAGAAAAAGAAAAACUUGUCUAAGAAUUAAGAAGCAUUGUUAUUAAACAUCAUAGAAUUUUAAGAUAAGAAUAUAUUUAAUAUUAAGAUGAUGUUAAAUCAAUGAACAUUAAUGCUAAAUGGAUUAAUGAAGCAUUGAAAUUAAACAUCACUAUUUCUCAAGAUUUUUCAAAUAAAAUCAUUUCUUUCAUAAUCUCAAAGUGUUAAGAAAGAAAAGAAAUUUCACUUUAAGAAUGUAGAUAAUUUAUUAAAGAAUAACUUUAAGUGCUGUAAUCAUAAAUUGAGUCUAUGUUAAGAAAUUGUAUUAUUGAUAUAUGA